AUGCUACGCCGUUCGCGAAACUUUUCUCCAGCGUCAACGAAGACUUGUCCUGUCCAGUCCCAGGCCACGAUUUUCGUAUCGCUUCUCACCACAGGCUUUGGCGCGAUCCAGCUUGGCUCCGCGACAGCCUUCACCAUCCUGGUCAGCUCCUUUAUCACCCUCACAACUUUCUCCUACUUCCUGGCCAUCUUUCCGCACAUCUUGACGAGAAGGAGAACGGUACCUCCGGGACCUUUUUGGAUGGGUGGGAUGGCUGGCUAUCUGGUCAACAUCAUCACCUGUGUCCUGAUAGUCUUUUUCAAUGUCUGGUUCUGCUGGCCAUUCGCAUAUCCUGUUACGGUUGAUUUGAUGAACUACAACUCGGUCAUCCUGGUAGGAAUCGUGGGUUUGACACUCUUUUGGUGGUGCGUGCAUGGCAUCGACUAA
Messenger RNA from Fulvia fulva, 426 nucleotides. Its product is annotated as Choline transport protein. Lineage: Eukaryota; Fungi; Ascomycota; Dothideomycetes; Mycosphaerellales; Mycosphaerellaceae. The record is from RefSeq and is a predicted model, not a curated record. Bases 1 to 426 code for a protein of 141 amino acids. The transcript has 2 exons.